AAACUUCCGAUCCAAACCAGGAAAUCGGACCGUUCCUCGAUCGCUGUGUUCCCCCACCCCACACAUAAAACCCAACCAAACCCCGAGUCCCGUCGGACGAAAGGCAGCGGUCGACGACUCCGCACUCGCACGCUCUCGACUCUGCUGCUCCCAGCGAACCGCUCAAAGCGAUGCGAGAUUUGGAUUACAAGGCUUUAAGAAAGCGUAGGUAGAGCGCGAGAGAGACUACCGGAUUCGUCAAGAUGGUCGCGGGCAAGGUGAAGGCCGCCAUGGGAUUCCAGCGCAGCCCCGCUACCCCCAAGGCGGAGACGCCCCGGCGGUCGUCUUCCUCCCCGGCUUCCCACCACAAGCCGUCGGCGGCGUCGGCCGGGGGACACCAGCCGCCCCCCCCGCCGCCACCCUCUUCGAACGGCAAGGCCUCCGCCUCCUUCGCCCGUUCCUUCGGCGUCUACUUCCCCCGCGCCUCCGCCCAGGUCCAGCCCCGACCGCCCGACGUUGCCGAGCUGCUCCGCCUCGUGGAGGAGCUCCAGGAGAAGGAGUCCCGCCUCCGCACCCAGCUCCUGGAGCAGAAGCUCCUCAAGGAGACCGUCGCCAUCGUCCCUUUCCUCGAGAAGGAGAUCGCCGCCAGGGGCGAGGAGCUUGCGCGCGCCGCCGAAAAGAUCGAGCGCCUCGAGGCGGAGAACCGGGCGCUGCGGGACGAAGUCGAGACCUUGAGCUCCAAGAUGCGGAGCGGCGAGGAGGAGAGCCGGCGCAGGGAGAAAAGGAUCAGGGAUCUGGAGACGGAGUUGGGGGAGCUGAAGAAGGCGUCCACGGAGCAGAGCAAUGGCGAAUCGCGGCGACUCUGCGCGCGGACGGGGGAGAUGGACGACUGCUCGUCGUCGCAGAGGUUCCAAAACCUCAUCGAUGUGUCGGCGAGAUCAAAUCUUUCCAAGAGCAUGAGAAAAGCCCCCAGAUCCACGGACAUUGGUCCGGGUCAAGAGGUCCAGAAGCCGGAGAGCAGAGAUCCCAGAACGGAAGAAGGCGAAGGAGAAGCGGCGUCUCGACCAGCUCGGGGCGGCGAGAAAGAAGAUGCAUUGAAACCCCGAGCUCCUAGGGUUCCGAAACCCCCUCCGACGCCGUCCAUCUCCUGUAACUCCUCCACCUCAUAUUCUUCUUCGUCGUCGUCUACAACCUCCGAAACCACGUCCGGCGUCCCCACGAGCAGAGGCACUAGCUUGGCGAGCCUGCCGCCGAUCCCGCCGCCUGCCCCUGCGGUCGGAUCCCCGGUGACCGGUUGCCCCAGGCCCCCUCCGCCGCCUCCGCCUCCCCUGCCGCCAUCGAAGGGGUCGAGAUUGGUGGCGGCGAGCGUGAGGCGGGUGCCGGAAGUGGUGGAGUUCUACCACUCCCUGAUGCGGCGUGACUCCAAGAGGGAGCCCGGCGGCGUAGCGCCGGACGUGGCCCCUGCGUCUUCUGCGGCGGCCGCCAACGCGCGCGACAUGAUUGGCGAGAUCGAGAACCGCUCCGCUCACCUCCUGGCCAUAAAGACAGACGUGGAGACGCAGGGCGACUUCAUUAGGUUCUUAAUCAAGGAAGUGGAGCACGCGGCCUUCACCAACGUCGAAGACGUGGUCGCCUUCGUCAAAUGGCUGGACGACGAGCUCUCCUUCCUGGUGGACGAGAGGGCGGUGCUGAAGCACUUCGAGUGGCCGGAGCACAAGGCGGACGCCAUGCGGGAGGCGGCCUUCGGCUACUGCGACCUGAAGAAGCUGGUGUCCGAGGCGUCGUCGUUCCGCGACGACCCUCGCCAACCCUGCGCUUCCGCCCUCAAGAAGAUGCAGACGCUCUUAGAAAAACUGGAGCAAGGGGUGUUCAACCUGUCACGCGUGCGCGAGGGCGCGACGAAGCGGUACAGGGGGUUUGGUAUUCCUUGGGAAUGGAUGCUGGAGAGCGGAUACGUUAAUCAGAUCAAGUUGGCAUCAGUGAAGUUGGCAAUGAAGUACAUGAAAAGAGUUUCCUCAGAACUGGAGAACAUAGCAGGCAGCCCUGAAGAGGAGGAGCUCAUGCUUCAGGGUGUCCGAUUUGCCUUCAGAGUGCACCAGUUUGCAGGAGGUUUCGAUGUAGAAACCAUGCGAGCAUUCCAGGAACUGAAGGACAAAGCUCACAGUCUCCGGUUACAGAGCCCACACCACCACCACCACAAGCUCUAUUGCAGGUCUACAUCUCGCUAGGCAAGCAUCAUCAACUAUUACUACUCAUGUAAAGAUGGCGCGACGCCAUUUGAUCCACAUACAACUCCACCAUUCUAUUUUUAUCGCUGGACACAGCACACAAGUGAAAGGCCUAAUUAUUUGGAA
Messenger RNA from Musa acuminata subsp. malaccensis (wild Malaysian banana), 2333 nucleotides. Its product is annotated as protein INCREASED PETAL GROWTH ANISOTROPY 1. The record is from RefSeq and is a predicted model, not a curated record. NCBI's taxonomy places the organism in Eukaryota, Viridiplantae, Streptophyta, Magnoliopsida, Zingiberales, Musaceae. Gene Ontology annotation, cellular component: chloroplast outer membrane. Gene Ontology annotation, biological process: chloroplast organization.